AUGAAAUUAUUAAAAGCAAUAGAUUUAUAUGGUAAAAUUCCAAAAGGAUUGGCAGAGCCUACAAGUUCAGGUGCUGUAGUUUCAAUUAUAACUUUGGUAUUGCUGGGAUUAAUGAUCAUGAAUGAAGUGAUUGUAAUGGAUAAUUGCAAUUAUUUGUUUAGGAGUAUAUUACAAUAGAUGUUCAAUCAGAAAUCAUUGUGGAUCAAUAAUUAUCAAAAGAUAGAGUUUAAGUGAAUUUAGACAUUAAAUUUGUAAAGGCUCCAUGUGACUUUUUAGAAAUAGAUUAAUAAGAUGCAAUGGGAUAGAGCUUAUCAUAAUAAUUCAUUGAAUUAAAAUAUUACAGACUUGAUUAAAGUGAAAGUAGGAUUAAUGAAUAUGUAAUAAUGAUAUUGAUAUAAUAGAUUAGAAAUAAUAAUAAUUGGGUUGUUACUGAAGAUGCCAGAAAAGCAAUUAAUGAAAAAUAAGGAUGUGAAGUUGUUGGAAUUUUAAAAGUUAAUAGAGUUAGAGGGAAAAUAUCAUUUGGUCCUCAUAGAUCUCAUUCUUACAUUAGUGAAGUUGGCAAUAUAAAUCUUCCAUUAGAUUAUUCUCAUAAAUUUAUAUCAUUUUCUUUUGGUGAUGAAAAUGCUCUUAAAAAAGUCAAGAGUAUGUUUUAACAAGGUUAAUUAGAGAGUUUGAGUGGCACAUAAAGAAUUAAAAAAAAUGAUUUAGCUAGUUAAUCAGUAUUAAUAAUUAAAUAUUUUAGAUGUAACAUGAACACUUUAUUAAUAUUAUUCCAACUCAUUAUACAUUGUUAAAUAAAUAAAUCUAUUCAGUUUACUAGUAUACAGCUAAUCAUAAUGAAGUAAGAUCACAUCAUUAUGGUAAUGUUCAAUUAAGGUAUUUAUUAUUAUUAUUAAGAUAUGAUUUUGCUCCAACAAGUGUUACUUAUUGGUAAACAAAAGAAGACAUUUUGCAUUUCAUAGUUUAAGUAUGUGCUGUAAUUGGAGGUAUAUUCACUGUAUCAAGCAUGAUUGAAGCUAGUGUAUAUAAAAUUAUGAGGAUGUUAUUAAAGGUUGAAUGA
Molecule: messenger RNA, 1060 nt
Organism: Paramecium pentaurelia
Lineage: Eukaryota; Ciliophora; Oligohymenophorea; Peniculida; Parameciidae
Source: the annotation of a GenBank genome assembly